AAAGGUAGUGCCUCACAAAAGAAUAGAGCUUUGCAGGUUCCUUUGAAGACUGUGGAAAAGAUAGCACAAGAGAGAGGCUUGGCACCAGAAGAAAUUCAUAACUUGCUGAACAUCGCACUCAGUGGCAAGCUUGGUACAGUGAUAAGCACUAGGCUACUGAAGAAUCUGAUUCCCAUUUCCGUAAUAACAGAGGAUUCUGUUAUUUCAGCUGUGUCUUGGCUCUGUGCUUGCAAGUGCUCUAGUGACAUUCAGGUGCUCAUUCUAAAAUGGCUAAUUGUAAUGUAUGACUUCAUUGAUCAGAAGGAAAAUAUUAAUGCUGUCUAUGGUUUCUUCUUCAACUUCUUACAAUAUGACAAAUUGCUCCCCUUUGCCUGUCAUGUGCUGUGUUUGCUGACCAGAAUAGAGAAUGUGAAACCUUUCCGUGUGAGGAAACUUCUAGAUUUACACGACAGGAUGGGAUCACAAUGUUCUCUGCAGACUCUGCUAUGGAAGUACAAGAGCUUUGCUCCUGAAAUGGUAACAAUAACUUUGCCUACAAAAACAAAGGUGAGGAUGCUUUCAAAUGAGAUCUGUGCUGUGCUGUGCUGUGCAGUUGAGAUUUGCGCUGGGAGACUAGCUGAAUAUGAUAUUAUGCCAUUUAGGACUUUUUCACACCCGUGGAAAACAGCAAUUGACAACAUAAAACAGAGAAUUCAUGGAACACCAUCUGCAUCCCAGCUAACUUUAAAAUACAUGGAGUACCCACAAUCUCAGAAGAGGGCAAGGAAUACAAAGUUGAUUCCGCCUGUAUGCAGCUCCAAUGCAGGAAGCUUAGCUGAGAGUAAAAAGCAUAAAUUCGUUUCGUUGGAACAGCUGCAGACCUUCCCCCAACUUCUGCAGAACAUUCAAUAUUUAGAGCCUCCAGCCCAAAUAGGCUCGGUGAUAGUCAAUCCUCUGUUGCUCCACUACUUCAGUCUCAAAGAUAAAUCAGUCCCUAGGAGGAUGCAUUACUGGAUGGCUUAUACAUUAAAAGAAGGAUGCCCUUGGUAUAAGAUGAUGAACCAGGAAGAUGAAUUGAACUUCAAAGUCUUCUUAGAAGAAGUCUUCAAAGCAGAGUGUUUCUUGCAGAUGGGUUUCUUGGCCUGCGAAGAAUUUUUGUGGAAGAGUCUGCGCUUCUGGGAUGGCUGCUGCUGUCAGUCACAGGUCCUGCAGCUGGUGAGAUGGAUCUCUCCCAGCAGCUUCUCAGAAAUGAAGACUUAUCUCUACCGGCCAUUGUUGAAGCUUUUUUCCACAUCAUCUCUUUGUUUUAAGUAUGAAGUUCUUGAAAGCCUAAGGGAACUGUUACUGAACAUGCUGAAUUGCCACAUGCAAGCAGACAUGGCAACAGAAUCAAAUGUUGAUGUGUUGAACACCACCCAAUUUGACCCGGAAAGCUCCUUGGAAGAGCUCAUUCACUUUGUAAACAGGCUCUCAACUGUUGGCCUGUGCUUGGAGAACAACUCUACUUUGUUAAUGAAUGUUAUCCUGGAUUUCUAUGAGACGGUGUCUGAUAUAUAUGUAAAGUACAGGCUCCCCUUGGUUGUGCUGCUUCCUUCUGGAGUCUUCUAUCCAGCACUUCUCAGCAUGAGUUCUGCCACACUUGACCAACUCUGCUACAUUAUGUACAGGUAUCGAAUCAACCUGUUGGCUGCAAAACGAAGCCACAACACUGAAAAGUUCAAGCUCAUAUACGAGACUUGCCAGGAAUACAACCAAAAGCUAUCAACCAUAGCUGGGUAUCUGUGGACCUCACAAGCAUUCCAGAAGUCCCCCUGCCUUCAGGGGAUUCAGCUGGACCCAGAAGUGCUGGAAAUGACAAGGGUGAAGGACCACAGGAAAGGCUUCAAUGUAGUUUUCCACCCUGCGCUGAUGGGAUAUGCUGUGCUCUUCUUGAAGAAGAUGCAACCAGAGGACACAACCCUGAACUUCAAAGUCAUUCGGGGGGAAAGGCGGAGAUGGUACCAGGAAUUUCUCUACUCCCAAGAAUUACAAGGCCUGAAGCUUUUCAUCGAAAGUAGCAUUAGCCAAGUUCCUCAAAGAAAACAAGGCAUUAAUGGAAACAAUUCUUACAUUCUGUUUUAA
Molecule: messenger RNA, 2100 nt
Organism: Lacerta agilis (Sand lizard)
Lineage: Eukaryota; Metazoa; Chordata; Lepidosauria; Squamata; Lacertidae
Gene: CENPI
Product: centromere protein I
Cellular component (GO): kinetochore
Source: RefSeq, a predicted model, not a curated record